GGGACAUCCUGCACCCCGCCCGACGUUUGCCGGCGGCUAGUCCGUCUGUCCACGCGGGCGACAGAACUGACGGACAGGCACGGGAAAGAGAGGGCAGCGGCCUGGGCAGCGGUGAACCCAAGGACUUCAGGCUGUGGUGACGCGGCCUGGGACGGCCAUGAACCCCUGGGGACGGAAGAAGGACGGCGAGAACUGAUCGGCCCGGCGGGGCCCAGCCAUCUUAACUGCGCACCGCGGCCAGAGAGGAAACUUGCGGCGCGCCGCCCUCUGCACCCUCGCCCGUGGGCGCCACUAGGAGAAGUGGCCGGCCCGGCGGGAGGGGACGCGCACCAGCCCAGGACCCUCCAGUCUGCUCCGAGAGGGCCAGUGCGUCUCGGAAGGCGCGGGGCAGGUCCUGUGGGACUGUGGCGUGCGCGCCUGCGGUCACUCUCCGCGUCCUGGGAGCGGCGCGGAGCAGAGGGGAACGACUGCCCAGGCUUCAGACAGCGCUGCAGCAGACUCGUGAAGGGGUGUAGGUUGUUGGCGGAUUCCCUACCAGCACUCCGAGGGGAGAGGCAGGAAGAGACCCGCAGAUCGACCGCCCUACCCUACCCCAGGUUCCUUGCUGGGUCCCCCUUGGGGGGCGCCCUUCAGCACGCCGCCUGGAGAGGAGGGCGCGGGGCCGAGGCGCGCAGCAUGGAGUGGGGUUACCUGUUGGAAGUGACCUCGCUGUUGGCCGCCUUGGCGCUGUUGCAGCGCUCGAGCGGCGCCGCGGCUGCCUCGGCCAAGGAGUUGACUUGCCAACUGAUCACCGUGCCGCUGUGCAAGGGCAUUGGUUACAACCACACCUACAUGCCCAACCAGUUCAACCACGACACGCAGGACGAGGCAGGCCUGGAGGUGCACCAGUUCUGGCCCCUGGUGGAGAUCCAGUGUUCCCCGGACCUCAAGUUCUUUCUCUGUAGCAUAUACACGCCCAUCUGCCUGGAAGACUACAAGAAGCCCCUGCCACCCUGCCGCUCGGUGUGCGAGCGCGCCAAGGCCGGCUGCUCGCCGCUCAUGCGACAGUACGGCUUCGCCUGGCCCGACCGCAUGCGCUGCGACCGGCUGCCGGAGCAAGGCAACCCGGACAUGCUGUGCAUGGACUACAACCGCACGGACCUCCCCACGGUCUCGCCCAAUGCGCCGCGCCGCCUGCCGCUGCCGCUGCCCGGCGAGCAGCCUCCGUGGGGCAGCGGUUACGGCCGCCCGCCUUGGGCCCGGCUCCCUUACCGCGGCAGCGGCCGGGGCGGAGGAGACGCGGCGGCGGCGGCGGCGGCGGCGUCCCCAGCGCGCGGCGGGAAGGCGAGGUCCCCUGGCGGCGGCGCGGCGCCCUGCGAGCCCGGGUGCCAGUGUCGCGCGCCCAUGGUGAGUGUGUCCAGCGAGCGGCACCCGCUCUACAACCGCGUCAAGACGGGCCAGAUCGUGAACUGCGCGCUGCCCUGCUACAACCCCUUCUUCAGCCAGGACGAGCGCGCCUUCACCGUCUUCUGGAUCGGCCUGUGGUCCGUGCUGUGCUUCGUGUCCACCUUCGCCACCGUGUCCACCUUCCUCAUCGACAUGGAGCGCUUCAAAUACCCGGAGCGGCCCAUCAUCUUCCUCUCGGCCUGUUACCUGUUCGUGUCGGUCGGCUACCUGGUGCGCCUGGUGGCCGGGCACGAGAAGGUGGCCUGCAGCGGCGGCGCGCCGGGCCCGGGAGGCGCGGGGGGCGCGGGCGGCGCGGCGGCGGCGGCGGCAGCGGGCGCGAGCGCGGCGGGCCGGGGGGCGAGCGGCCCGGGCGCGCGCGGCGAGUACGAGGACCUGGGUGCUGUGGAGCAGCACGUGCGCUACGAGACCACGGGCCCGGCUCUGUGCACGCUGGUCUUCCUGCUCGUCUACUUCUUCGGCAUGGCCAGCUCCAUCUGGUGGGUGAUCCUGUCGCUCACGUGGUUCCUAGCGGCGGGCAUGAAGUGGGGCAACGAAGCCAUCGCCGGCUACUCGCAGUACUUCCACCUGGCCGCGUGGCUCGUGCCCAGCGUCAAGUCCAUCGCCGUGUUGGCGCUCAGCUCGGUGGACGGCGACCCGGUGGCUGGCAUCUGCUACGUGGGCAAUCAGAGCCUCGACAACCUGCGCGGCUUCGUGUUGGCACCGCUGGUCAUCUACCUCUUCAUCGGUACCAUGUUUCUCCUGGCCGGCUUCGUAUCGCUGUUCCGCAUCCGCUCGGUCAUCAAGCAGCAGGGAGGCCCCACGAAGACGCACAAGCUGGAGAAGCUCAUGAUCCGCCUGGGCCUCUUCACCGUCCUCUACACGGUGCCCGCCGCCGUCGUGGUCGCCUGCCUCUUCUACGAGCAGCACAACCGCCCGCGCUGGGAGGCCACGCACAACUGCCCGUGCCUGCGGGACCUGCAGCCCGACCAGGCGCGCAGGCCCGACUACGCGGUGUUCAUGCUCAAGUACUUCAUGUGCCUUGUGGUGGGCAUCACGUCGGGCGUGUGGAUCUGGUCGGGAAAGACGCUGGAGUCCUGGCGCGCCCUGUGCACGCGCUGCUGCUGGGCCAGCAAAGGAGCGGCGACGGGCGCGGGCGGCGGCGCGGGACCCGGGGGUCGUGGUGUGGGACCCGGCGGGGGUCCGGGUGGCGGGGGCUCCCUCUACAGCGACGUUAGCACCGGCCUGACGUGGCGAUCGGCCACGGCAAGCUCCAUGUCCUAUCCAAAGCAGAUGCCAUUGUCCCAGGUCUGAGCGAAAGGGAAGCGGGAGCCCAGAAGGGGCGGAGAGGUGGUGGUGAAGGGCGGGGAGGAAGGGGGGGGAUGGUUGAGGUGGGAGAGACCCAAGGCGACGAAGGGACACUUGACGGCCAGGGGUUCCCACCCCUUCACAGUGUUGAUUGCUAUUAGCAUGAUAAUGAACUCUUAAUGGUAUCCAUUAGCCGGGACUUAAAUGACUCGCUUAGAACAAAGUACCUGGCAUUGAAGCCUCCCAGACCCAGCCCCCACCCCCACGGCUCUGGAGGAGCGCCCCCUUCAGGCACCCUUGGUAGUUGGCGUAGGUGGACUCUGCAGUUUCCAGAAUCCAAGGGUUGGAGCCCUCGCUGGUUUCACUGGCUGAGGCUUGAGGCCAGAUGGACAGACGGCACCCACGAUGGGUGUCUUUCCCUCCCCUCGACUCGCCUACGUGAGCUCUCACUCCUGACCUACCCUGGAGAAGGGAUGGCAGCGACCUUGUGGGAUUGCACGGUUUGGGUAUUCUUAAUGACCAGGCAGAUGCCUUAAAUAAACAAGAAAUGUCUUAAUUAUACACCCCAAGUAAAUACGGGUUUCUUACAUUAGAGGAUGUAUUUAUAUAAUUAUUUGUUAAAUUGUAAAAAGAAAGUGUAAAAUAUGUAUAUAUCCAAAGGUAUACAGUGUGUACAUUUUUUGUAAAAAGUUUAGAGGCUACCCCUGUAAGAACAAAUAUAAGUAUUCUAUUUUGUCAAUAAAAUGACUUUUGAUAAAUGAUUUCAACACUGCCCUGUUCCCCGCCUUAGAAGUCCACCCCCUCCCUUUUGCAGUGCUUGCUAAGGACAUAUGAGACAAAAAAUGGACAUUAUCUGGUUUACCAUUCUGUACACUAAUUUUAGGCAUGGAGAAACUACCUGUUAACCUCUAGCUCUUAAACUAUUAGCAAAGUAAAUGUCAUUGUUGAACCGAA
Molecule: messenger RNA, 3684 nt
Organism: Jaculus jaculus (lesser Egyptian jerboa)
Lineage: Eukaryota; Metazoa; Chordata; Mammalia; Rodentia; Dipodidae
Gene: Fzd8
Product: frizzled class receptor 8
Biological process (GO): non-canonical Wnt signaling pathway; canonical Wnt signaling pathway
Cellular component (GO): plasma membrane
Molecular function (GO): Wnt receptor activity; Wnt-protein binding
Source: RefSeq, a predicted model, not a curated record